ACGUGUCUCUCCUCACUUCAGGGACUCAGAUUUCCAUAAGAAAGCCGACCAGAAACCUCCGUUAAACUCUUCAAAGUCCAAAGCUUCACAAUUCUCUCUCUCUGUCGCUCUGAAACUGUGACGAUGUCGUUUUUAAACCGUGUUCUGAGAGCGAGAGCCUUGUCAUCAACAGAGACAUUACUAUUCGUAUCUCGACCUUUCUCUUCGUCUUCUUGUGUUAAUUCCGGAACUGACCUUCAACUAGGUGCGUCUUUUCCUACCAAGCCUCCGUCUUCUCUUACGAAAAUCUCCAAGGACAGAAAUGUCCAAUGGGUUUUUCUCGGUUGCCCCGGCGUCGGGAAAGGUACUUACGCUUCUAGGCUCUCCAAUAUGUUGGGAGUCCCUCACAUCGCCACCGGUGAUCUCGUCCGCGAUGAGCUCGCUUCGUCGGGCCCACUUGCCUCUCAGCUUGCAGAAAUUGUGAAUCAUGGGAAAUUAGUUUCAGAUGAAAUAAUAAUAAAUUUAUUGUCGAAGCGUCUUGAAGCUGGAGAAGCCAAGGGUGAAUCUGGAUUUAUUCUUGAUGGUUUUCCUCGAACUAUAAGACAGGCGGAAAUAUUAGAGGGAGUGACGGACAUUGACUUGGUGGUGAACCUGAAGCUGCAGGAAGAGGCGUUGGUUGCAAAAUGCCUUGGAAGAAGAAUAUGUAGUGAGUGCGGGGGAAACUACAAUGUUGCUUGUAUUGACAUCAAGGGUGAAAAUGGCAGCCCUAGAAUGUACAUGGCUCCACUUCUUCCCCCUGCGCAUUGUGAAUCAAAGCUUAUCACUCGACCUGAUGACACUGAAGAAGUUGUCAAGGAACGGCUUCGUAUAUAUAAUGAGAUGACUCGGCCAGUGGAGGAGUUCUACCGCAGUCGUGGGAAGUUGUUAGAGUUCAAUCUUCCAGGCGGUAUCCCUGAAUCCUGGCCAAAGCUGCUUCAAGCUCUGAAUCUUGAAGACCAUGAUGAUAAACAAUCUGCAGCAGCAUGAGUUUUUAGAAUCCUGUAGUAUAUUUACAAAGUAAAUUAGAUCAUUCUUUGCAAGUGUAGGAAGUGCAUGCAUAUUAUUUUUACAAAGAAGCAAAUGAACAUUUAUUUGCAGUUAGUGGAAAGACAGCUACACUAAUACUAGUUAUAGUUCCCUUUCGAGGGUUUGGAGAUGUGUAUGACGGUUAUGGUGUCCGAGAUGAAGAUGAUGUCCUGCUGUUCUUAAUGAUAGUUGGCCGACAGAUGGUUUAGUU
This is a messenger RNA of Pistacia vera, 1255 nucleotides long. Its product is annotated as probable adenylate kinase 6, chloroplastic. The record is from RefSeq and is a predicted model, not a curated record. The coding region runs from base 124 to 1005 and encodes 293 amino acids. Gene Ontology annotation, molecular function: ATP binding; AMP kinase activity. Gene Ontology annotation, cellular component: cytoplasm; mitochondrion. NCBI's taxonomy places the organism in Eukaryota, Viridiplantae, Streptophyta, Magnoliopsida, Sapindales, Anacardiaceae. The transcript has 4 exons. Gene Ontology annotation, biological process: nucleobase-containing compound metabolic process.